AAAAGGUCCGCCCCUUCAGAAAAAAAAUAAUGGCAGUCUUCGAAAAUAAACUAUCUUCUAAGGUCCUUUUAGACGAUACAGUGGCGCUGACAUGCGUAAUAGAAACAGCACAGAAUGUCAAAGAUCAUACGGAGUAUAUAGUACGAUGUACACGAGGGCCAAACCCAGAAAACAGCUGGACAGUCACAAAACGCUACACAGACUUCGUGAAUCUGGACACUGCUCUGCAAAUAACAAACAUCAAGUUCCCUCUACCCCCCAAAAAAACAUUUGGAAACAUGGACAGAGAGUUCAUAGCGGAGAGACAGCAUGGCUUGCAGGUCUAUCUGAGUACACUCCUUGCCAACCGGAUGAUCAGUUCUAGCUUACUGCUGAAGAAGUUUUUAGAUCCCAAAAAUUACUCAAUGAAUUCUCAAGAGGCGGCACUCCAGCAUGUGUCUAUGUUUUUUCGCUCAGAGCCACGUUGGGAGGUUGUCGAGCCUCUCCCUGAUAUAGGUUGGCGCCUCCGCAAACAGUAUUUUCUUAUAAGGCCAGUCGAUCAACCAAAACAGAGACUCCUCCUUUCAUGGAGUGAUUACGGCCCGGACAAGUUCCUCUCAGAUUCCAACUUACAAGCAAUUAUGAAGCUUUUCUCAUCAUUCCAGCAUCCAUACAUUUACCCAGUGGAGUUUUCAACAAGUAAUGAAGCAGGCGGUCUAGCCAUUAGAACAUUUAAUGAAAAAGGCACAUUAAGGGACUAUAUAUGUAAAGCCAAAGUUAGAUAUCCCUUUCUAAAGAAAUACCCAAACCCAAAACAGCGUCAAGGCCUUCAGUUGCAUGAAAUCAAAGUCAUAGGAAAACAGUUACUGGAAACCAUGAAAUAUUUACAAGAUAAAGGUCUGCCAUUUGGUCAUCUUCACACAGGGAAUAUCAUUCUAGAAGGCAACACAUGUAAAUUAUUAGACAUUGAGAACUGGUUACUAGGGUUACCAUCAUACUACAGACCUUACAUUGUGCAGUAUAAAAAAAUAUUAACAUCUGAAUCUUUAGACUCUUACAGUUUUGGCCAAGUGUUGUUUGAGAUGACAUUUGGCCAACCACUUGGUAGAGCCAAUUGUGAUCAGUUUCCUGCUCAAUGUCCUCCUGAAAUAAGGGGAGUUUUAGAAUCUGUCCUAACCAGUGAAGCUUGCAAAAAUGGCAUCCCAAGUGUAUCUGAUCUUCUCCUACAUCCGCUGUUCAGUGCUACCACAUUAUCUCACACAGAGAAGCCAGUCCUUAAGAUCCCCAGCAAAUUGAAGGAAGCAAUCAGAGCUGCCAAAUUAGAGGUGGACAAACGAAUGAAAGAGGAAAUGAAAUUUUUGAGUUCGUUCCGAAGACUGUCCAAGGCGCAGGCUCACCAUUCGUCAGAUGAAGAAAAGAAAAAGAGAAGGCGAUCAAAAAAGAAGUCAAUGGCAGACAGAGAUAGCACUAUAAGUGAGAACGGUGAUACACCAACAUCACCAACCUCACCAAUGACACCUACAUCACCUAUGACACCUACAUCACCAGGUAAGUGCGAGUGUCUGUAUACUAAUACAUUGUCAUGGUAACCCAAAAAUAAAACAAGUAAUAAUCUGUAAGGCUAGAUUGACAAUUUUUGCUACAGCUUUUUAAUACAAGCCCUAGUAACGUGCGUUUUACUCUUUAUUUAACUUCUAUGUCAUUUCAAUGUCAACA
Owenia fusiformis is the source of this 1695-nucleotide messenger RNA. The record is from the annotation of a GenBank genome assembly. NCBI's taxonomy places the organism in Eukaryota, Metazoa, Annelida, Polychaeta, Sabellida, Oweniidae.